AUGGUCUCCUUCUGGCCCUGGAGGGCCGACGACUCCUCCCCUGCCUCGUUUGAGAAGACCCUCUCUGCCCUGUCUACCAAAAUCACAGACACCCAGGCGAGACUCGAUGGCGCGCGAGCCACCUCCCGUCGCAUCAGGGUGCUCUGGUCCCUGUACCUCGCCUUUGCCUACCUCGUCUACUCGAUCGUCAUUUUCCUCGUCGUAGGAUGGAACGACAUGGGCGCCUCGGAAUGGACCGGCGUCGCGGGAGGCCCGCUCCUCAUCUACCUCACGCGGACCACCGUCACGGCCGUCUUCAACUACCGCAUCGAUUCCCUGGCCACUCGCCUAAAGGAGCAGCAGGCCGAGCGCGCAAAGACGAUCCAGAAGCUCAAGGACGCCACAAAGUACGACUCCACCCUGGAGCUCCUCGAAAAGUACGGAGGCGGUGAGGGCAAGGGCAAGAACAAGAAGCAGAGUGCGGGCGAAGAGGACAAGAAGUCGCGACAGCAGCAGCAACAGGGCGGCAGGCACAAUGAAGGCGCCACACCCAGCGGCCGGACGAACAUGGCGCCCCCUCCCACCGCCAAUAUCCAGCGCCGCGAAGGUCCCCCGCCUGGCUUCCAAGCCGGGCGUCCGCCGCAGUCGCCCAACGGCCUCGAGCCCACGGAAGAAUUCGCGCCCAACGCAUACGCCCACCUGCCUCCGCCGCCGCCGCCUCACUCGCAGCACUUUGCGCAGGCCGAGGGGAUGCCAGGCUCGUCGCACUGGUACGACCGCAUCAUGGACCUCCUCCUCGGCGAAGACGAGACGGCGUCCAAGAAUCGGAUCGCCCUCAUCUGCAGGAAUUGCAGGCUGGUCAACGGUCAGGCCCCACCGGGCACAAAGGCCCUCUCAGACAUUGGCACGUGGAAGUGCAUGGGCUGCGGGGCCACCAACGGCGAAAUGGAGGAGGGAAAACGCAUCAUGCAGGAGGUCCUGGGGUCGCGGGAGGUUCCCACGGGCGAAGAGUUCAAGGAGUCUGAUGAAGAGGUGUCUAGCGUUUCGAUCAAGGAGGAAGAUUCUGACGAGCAACCCAGCGGCGCGAAGACGACGGGGCGACAGGGCGGUUCGGCGGCAGCGAAGAAACGGAAGGGCAAGGGUGGCAAGUAA
This is a messenger RNA of Colletotrichum orchidophilum, 1131 nucleotides long. RefSeq lists its product as uncharacterized. The record is from RefSeq and is a predicted model, not a curated record. NCBI's taxonomy places the organism in Eukaryota, Fungi, Ascomycota, Sordariomycetes, Glomerellales, Glomerellaceae. Bases 1 to 1131 code for a protein of 376 amino acids. Gene Ontology annotation, cellular component: endoplasmic reticulum tubular network. Gene Ontology annotation, biological process: endoplasmic reticulum tubular network organization. The transcript has 3 exons.